Messenger RNA from Protopolystoma xenopodis, 888 nucleotides. The record is from the annotation of a GenBank genome assembly. Lineage: Eukaryota; Metazoa; Platyhelminthes; Monogenea; Polystomatidea; Polystomatidae.
AUGCAAAAUUUAAGUUUGCCGUCCCUCGAUUCGGCCGCCUCCGGGGCUCCUGACUCGGCCAGUCUGUCGGUGGGCAAAGCGUCAGUUGGCCGUCAGUCCGUCUCGAACAACGGACCCUUGCGCCGAGGCGGUUCCAGCGGUCUUCGGCUACCGCCACUCGCGAAACCACUGCUCACUUGUUCGUCGGCCAAUUGUUCCACACGCUCUUGCCAAACUUGCCUCAGUUCGCCUCUUCCCGCCGCCUUCGGCUCGACAUCGUCAACGCUGAAACAGCACAUUCUGUUGAUACGACGUCCCACCCCAGAAGCCGUCCCCGUUGGCCGAAUUCACACCGGCCAACCACCAGCCAGCGUCGGCUUCCUCCAUCCUUCCGGUGUCAUGGCGACUGUGGAGCCGACCAGUGAUGGCAUCACGACCGAUCGGCAUCACUUGUCGCAACCAUCGAUUGGCUCACCCAACUCGGCCGAUUCUCGAGUUGGUCGUCUCGAGGCGGCAACUCGAGGCAUGGAUACAGUUGUCGGGGCGACCUGUCGUGAGGACGAAUUUGAAUGCAUUCCUCCACCGCCAGGCUUCGAGACGACACUUGCUCAAAAUGGGCACAAGUCAAAGGUCAAGUUGCCUCAUCUAUCGAGUCUUUCGAUGGCCACUCUCUUGUCACUGAGCCUCAUCAGUGCCAAGACGCCUCAGCAUCGCCUUUGUGCCUUUCGCGACAGAAACACCUUGUUUCCAUCUUUAUUCUCAUUUUUUUUGUUUCCCCCUCUUCGAGCCGACUCCCUUUUUCACUGUCUCCAUGGCUUCCUCGCUGUUCUGCCCUCCUUCAUGCGCCAUAUUCUUCCCAUUCUGUCGCCGACGGCUCGAGGCUCACAACACUCGCACGAUCGCUGGUGA